Botrytis cinerea B05.10 is the source of this 1959-nucleotide messenger RNA. RefSeq lists its product as hypothetical. The coding region runs from base 700 to 1740 and encodes 346 amino acids. Lineage: Eukaryota; Fungi; Ascomycota; Leotiomycetes; Helotiales; Sclerotiniaceae. The record is from RefSeq and is a predicted model, not a curated record. The transcript has 2 exons. Gene Ontology annotation, molecular function: oxidoreductase activity.
GGGUGAUGGUUGGAUGAGUGUUGUAGGAAUUUGGACUAUUUUCAUUUUCAUUCUUAUACUUUUCUUCUUCUUCUUCUUCUUCUUUUUUGAUUGCUCCUACUACCUACUACCUCGAUCCUACAACGACUGCCGCGACCUAAUAACUACUUCUAUCAAAGUUUCAUUGAUGGUUGAUCUAGAACAAUAAGCGUGCACGGGGAAGACUCUAACCUAGAAUCCUUUCAUCGUGAUAUUCAAGGAGAAAGGGGACAGGCGAGAGAGGACAGGCGAGAGGAGAAAGCAUCACCGGCGACCUUGUCAUCAAAGAACCUUUCCGAGCGCAUCCAAAUUCAUUUAGAUGACAACCGGUUAUUGCAUGCAACCAACUCUCCCACGAACAUGAGAUUAUAUCAACAUUUUACCAACUCCCCUUUGUGAAUCUACACCCCCACCAGAUGUGUAUCACUUAGUAGGCCCAGCAGUCGUGUUGGUGGUGAAGGUGGGGUGAGUGAUGCGAUGCGAUGCGGGGUCAAACACCAUGGCGUCACUCUACUCUGUAUUGGAAUGUGAAUGUUCAUCUUUACGCAGCAUCAAUACAGUCAGUCUUCAUACCUCAUGUCUAAUCUGAUAUUCAAACUUCCCUUUGGCCCUUGAAGACCGAGAAUACGAUUACACUUGACAACCAAGAAGCAUUAUCCCUUAUCAAUCCACGUCCUCACGAUGCCUCUCAUAGCUACUAACCCCAAACCUCGAAUAAUUCUUGGUCUUAUGAACUUUGGUCCAGAUCCAUCCACUGGCGCACGCAUAACUUCAUUGGAUGAAUACAAUACCUUCCUCGAUCAUUUUCAAGGCGCCGGGUACAAUGAAGUCGAUACCGCACGCACAUAUGUUGGAGGGAAACAAGAAGCAUUCACGCGCGAAGCAAAAUGGCAAGAGAGGGGCUUAACACUGGCCACGAAAGUCUAUCCAACAGAAGCGGGAUUGCAUACAGAAGCAGAAAUAACAACUAGAUUUGAGACGAGUUUAAAGGAGUUAGGGACAGACUGUGUGGAUAUAUUCUAUUUGCAUGCUGCUGAUCGUGCAACGCCUUUUACAGAGACAUUAGCAGCUCUCGACAAACUCCAUAAGCAGGGCAAAUUCGUAAACCUAGGACUUUCAAACUUUACAGCCUUCGAAGUCUCAGAAAUAGUUAUGCAUUGUAAAUACAACAAUUGGGUGCGGCCAACAGUAUACCAAGGAAUGUACAAUGCCAUUACCCGUUCUCUGGCUUCCGAGCUCAUUCCAUGCUGUAAACGCUACGGUAUCUCUGUCGUCAUUUACAACCCAAUCGCAGGCGGUCUCUUCUCAGGUGCCUACAAGUCAUCAGAGAUUCCAACUAGUGGACGCUACAGCGAUGCCGUGGGAAAGUUAGGCGAAAUGUAUAGAAAACGCUAUUGGAAGGAAUCGAACUUUGCCGCAUUAAAAUUGAUCGAACCCGUUGUUCAAAAACAUAAUCUGACAAUGGUGGAGACUGCAUUGAGAUGGUGUAUACAUCAUAGUGCACUGAAUGUUUUGGAUGGGGAUGAUGGAAUUAUCAUGGGAGCGAGUAGUAUUGAGCAAUUAGAUUCGAACUUGAAGGACUGUGAGAAGGGUCCAUUGCCCGAAGAGGUAGUAAAAGUUUUGGAUGAAGCUUGGGAGGUUUGUAAAGCAGAUACACCCAACUAUUGGCACUUGGAUUUGAAGUAUGAGUAUGAUACUAGGAAGGCACUGUUUGGCCCAUAGGCAUAGAUUAGAUCUACUUUUAGACUCGCGUCGAGAUAUACAGUUGCUUUCGUAGAUGACAAGACAAGAAGCCAAGAACCACAUUCAAAGUCCAUAUCCAUACCGCCAUUCAGUACUGAGAAGCUAUCAAAGAUUGCAGUCUUGUGAUCCAUUUUAUACAAGUCGAUAUUAUAACUUAAGGUUAGUUGGGUAAAUUGUAGAGAGUAUUGAAUCCUUCUA